AGCGGAGGAGGAGGAGGAGGAGCUCCGCGCUUGCGCCCCAGGCGGGGCGGCGUGGGCGGCGAGGCGGCUUCAGAGGCUAAAGGUCCUCAGAGCGAGGAGCGGCCGCCGUCGAGGUGGGAGGCUCGCUCGGGCUCGGUUGCCAAGAUGCCGGCGGUGUCGAAGGGGGACGGGAUGCGCGGCCUGGCCGUCUUCAUCUCCGACAUCAGGAACUGUAAGAGCAAAGAAGCUGAGAUAAAAAGAAUAAACAAAGAACUGGCAAACAUUAGAUCAAAAUUUAAAGGUGAUAAAGCCCUUGAUGGCUACAGUAAGAAAAAGUAUGUCUGCAAGCUGCUUUUCAUUUUCCUCCUGGGACAUGAUAUCGAUUUUGGCCACAUGGAGGCUGUGAAUCUACUGAGUUCGAACAAAUAUACAGAGAAGCAAAUUGGCUAUUUGUUCAUCUCUGUACUUGUGAAUUCAAAUAGUGAGUUGAUACGGCUGAUAAACAAUGCAAUUAAGAAUGACUUGGCCAGCCGCAAUCCCACUUUCAUGGGGCUAGCUUUGCAUUGUAUUGCCAACGUGGGUAGCAGAGAGAUGGCGGAAGCAUUUGCUGGAGAAAUUCCAAAAAUUCUUGUAGCUGGAGAUACCAUGGACAGCGUGAAGCAGAGUGCAGCUCUUUGCUUGCUACGAUUGUACCGAACCUCUCCUGAUCUGGUUCCUAUGGGAGACUGGACAUCAAGAGUUGUACAUCUUCUCAAUGACCAGCAUCUGGGUGUGGUUACAGCUGCUACUAGCUUGAUCACCACGCUGGCCCAAAAGAAUCCAGAUGAAUUUAAAACCUCAGUAUCUUUGGCUGUCUCCAGGCUCAGCAGGAUUGUGACAUCUGCAUCAACGGAUCUCCAAGAUUAUACCUAUUACUUUGUUCCCGCCCCAUGGUUGUCUGUGAAGCUUCUUAGGCUACUACAGUGCUACCCACCCCCAGAAGACCCUUCGGCACGAGGACGUCUCACUGAGUGUCUGGAAACUAUUCUUAACAAAGCUCAAGAACCUCCCAAAUCCAAGAAAGUGCAGCACUCAAAUGCAAAGAAUGCAGUGCUGUUUGAAGCAAUUAGUUUAAUUAUCCAUCAUGACAGUGAGCCAAACCUGCUUGUUCGCGCCUGUAAUCAGUUAGGCCAGUUCUUGCAGCACCGGGAAACUAAUCUUCGUUACCUAGCAUUGGAAAGCAUGUGCACGCUUGCCAGCUCUGAGUUUUCACACGAGGCCGUGAAAACACACAUAGAAACAGUAAUCAAUGCAUUGAAGACUGAGAGAGAUGUGAGUGUACGACAGAGGGCUGUGGAUCUCCUGUAUGCCAUGUGCGACCGAAGCAAUGCCCAGCAGAUUGUUGCUGAAAUGUUGAACUAUCUGGAAACUGCUGAUUAUUCUAUUAGAGAAGAAAUUGUUCUGAAAGUUGCAAUCCUAGCUGAGAAAUAUGCAGUGGACUACACCUGGUAUGUGGACACCAUCUUGAAUUUGAUCCGAAUUGCUGGAGACUAUGUCAGUGAAGAGGUGUGGUACAGAGUAAUUCAGAUUGUAAUUAACAGAGAUGAUGUUCAGGGAUAUGCAGCAAAGACUGUUUUUGAGGCUCUUCAAGCACCAGCCUGCCAUGAAAAUUUGGUAAAAGUAGGUGGCUACAUCUUGGGAGAAUUUGGAAAUCUGAUAGCUGGGGAUCCCCGAUCUAGUCCUCUGAUCCAGUUUAACUUACUACACUCUAAGUUCCAUCUCUGUAGUGUCCCAACGAGGGCACUGCUUCUAUCUACGUAUAUCAAAUUCGUGAAUUUAUUUCCUGAAAUAAAAACUACCAUUCAAGAUGUACUACGCAGUGACAGUCAGCUAAAAAACGCUGAUGUUGAGCUGCAGCAGAGGGCUGUGGAGUACCUGAGGCUCAGUACAAUUGCAAGCACCGAUAUCUUGGCAACAGUGCUGGAAGAAAUGCCUCCAUUUCCAGAGAGGGAGUCUUCCAUUCUGGCCAAGCUGAAGAAGAAAAAAGGCCCCAAUACUGUUACAGAUUUAGAAGAGACCAAAAAGGAGAGAAAUUCUGAUAUGAAUGGUAGCACAGAAGCUACUCUCGUGAAUGCCAGCACUGCGUCUACUCCUUCUCCUUCAGCAGAUCUUCUGGGUCUUGGUGCAGCCCCAGUCACAAACUCUGUCCCGCCUCCGACAUCUAGUGGUAGCCUACUGGUGGAUGUGUUUUCAGACACGUCUGCAGCUCCUGCAUCUCUUGCUCCAGGUUCUGAAGACAACUUUGCAAGUCCUGACCUGGCUUCAAGUGAGCAGGUAGUUUCUGAGGAACCAUCUGAUGCUGUGCAUGAUGCCGAUGAGCUUUUUCACAAGUUCAUUUGCAAAAACAAUGGAGUCUUAUUUGAGAAUCAGUUGCUACAGAUUGGUCUGAAAUCUGAAUUUCGUCAGAACUUGGGUCGGAUGUUCAUAUUUUAUGGUAACAAGACAUCAACACAGUUUUUAAACUUUACUCCAACACUAAUCUGCUCAGAUGAUCUUCAGUUAAGCCUGAAUCUGCAGACAAAACCAGUUGAUCCCACUGUGGAAGGAGGUGCUCAAGUGCAGCAAAUUGUAAACAUUGAAUGCUUAUCAGACUUCAUGGAAGCUCCAUUCCUCAAUAUUCAGUUCAGAUAUGGAGGGACAUUGCAAAACGUAUCUGUAAAGCUGCCUAUUACACUGAACAAAUUUUUCCAGCCUACAGAAAUGAACUCUCAGGAUUUCUUCCAGAGGUGGAAACAGCUGAGCAGCCCCCAACAAGAAAUGCAGAACAUAUUUAAAGCAAAACAUCCAAUGGAUACAGAAAUUACAAAAGCAAAGAUCAUUGGCUUUGGCACAGCUUUACUAGAAGAUGUGGAUCCCAACCCAGCUAAUUUUGUAGGAGCUGGCAUCGUCCACACAAAAUCAAUACAGAUUGGCUGUUUGAUGCGUCUUGAACCUAACCUACAGGCACAGAUGUACAGAUUAACCCUACGAACAAGCAAAGAAACAGUAUCCCGGAGGUUGUGUGAAUUGCUGUCAGAACAAUUCUGAACCAAAAUGGAAGACCAAUUUUGAUUUUCCAUUUUUUUUCACUGUCCUUGUCCAGCUCCAGAAACAUCUUAUACACCAGUGUCUGCAAAAAUAACUGCCACCAGCUUCACAUCCCUGCCUUUCAAUAUCCUAUCUGUUUUAUGCAAAAUAUAUAUUUUCUGGCAUGAAGAGGCAAGGGGGGUGGUCUGUAUGGGUCAACUGUGCUCCAUUUACUUUGACAUAAGUUGUUUUUGUUUAAAAAAUCCCCUUUAACACUGGUUCUGUGAAAUGUGGUUUGUUUGAAAUACCACUGUAAAUUGUUAGGAAUGUGCUGCACUUGGCACUUUUUCUUCCAAUUGAAGAUAAUUCAGUGAGUUUCUAGAUAAAAAGGGUUGCACUGGUCAUAGUGCUGAUGUACUCUUGUUAUUCAGUCUUCUAUGACUCAUCUCGUAAGGGGUGUAUGGAAGAAAUCUCCAGAGUGUGACAGCAGCAUCUGUUUCUACUCUGGCAGAUUGUCACUGGUGUCCCUUGAUCUGGAGAGGGUUGUGAACAUUUGCUGUCUAAAGACUAUUUGGAGACCCAUUACUGCACAUAAUUCAUUGACUUCCUUAGACACCUUGACUUAAGAGCUUUCAAUUCUGCUCCUCCACGUCCCCCAUGUUUUGAAUGACCAAAGAGUACUUGUCUUGUCAAAUGUUUAAGUAUGUUGGAUUCUCUUGUGCAGUGUGUUUUUUCCAAAGCUCUAGUUAAUCCAUCUAAACAUCUGUUCUCUUGGGCUGUAAAUAGUUAAAGAAUCACGUGGAAAUAUUCUUAGAAGCUAACACUUUCCCUCCAAAAAUCUAUGCAUUUGCAUUUUGCUUGCCUGCUUCCAAUUUUUAUGAUGAAUGUGGAAUUUCCAUUUAAUAAUUGAUUGAUCAUAUCACUGGCUAGCUGGCUCGGAUUCUGGAUGCUCUAGUUUAUUCAGAUUAACUACAGACUACAGCAAGUAAGAAUGGUUGUUACUAUUGUUUGGAACAACAAUGUCAUGUCCGCGAAUGACACUGUUCGCGAAUACAGUGUCAUGUCCGUUGGUCUGGACUGUCUGUUUAUCAUCUCUAGACUUUAUUGCUCUAUUCUAAGUAAAUACAGUAAUGAUGCAUGGCUUCUGUUGCUUUACAUGAUUUAUGCAUUCAUAAUAUAUCAUGGAACAACAGGAUGACUAUUACUUUUAUGUAAAUAUAAUUAAUUUUAAACUGACUUCAGACACGCACCUCUAAGAAAUGCAUUUGUCAUGAUCAUUAUAUAGGAAGGCUAAGGGGAAAAUAUAAUACUAAGAACUUUUUUGGGCUGAUCACAAAUUUUUCUUGGUAUUUGAGUUAGUAUAUAUUUUUAAAAAAUCCAGGACUAGGCUAUCAGAGGUGUUGCAUCUUCUUACAUAUAAAUUAUUAAAUUGGAAUCUAAGAGGGUUUUAUUUUCAAUUUCUCCAGCUAGAUUUAGUAUACUGAAGCACAUUGUAUUGACCUAGGUGGCAUGUAAUGGUAAAGUGAUUAAAACUAGGAUGUUUAUCUUUUAUAUUCUCCUAUCACUGAGGAAAUUUUAGGGAUUAUCACUACGACAGACACCUUCAUCUACCACAAUUGCACCCUCAGUUGCUUCUUCUGAAGCUUGUUUUUAUACAGCAGAUAUCCUUGUGAAGAAAUACCAUUUCAUAUUUUAACACAAGUCAGUCUCUCUCUUGAAGCAUGGUUUGUUUGUCCUUUAAUGACACCUCGAGAUACUCUUCUUGUGUACUGUCCAUUGGUACAGUUUUUGUGAAGAAAUGUGAUUUUUCCAUACAAAGCCAGGGGACUCUGAAUAGACAGUCAAAUGAUAAACUGUAAAUAUAGUUAAACUUACUUUAUGCAAAAGACUUCGCUUCUAAUAUGAGCCAUGCAGGCAUUGUUUUGAAGAAAACUGAGAUGUCUAUUUUUUCUGGGAUAAAUAACUUGUUUACCAGAGUUGUGAGUCCUUCUUUAUGUCAAAGAGAAGGAACCAUUUCUGUGGCUAAAGCAGUAUUAGUAAUCAAGGUACAGUAUUUGUUACAUUGACAUGUGAAAAAUGCCAGAACAGGAAGACAAAAUAUUCUGCACUUCUAGGCCUGCACUCCAAUAUGUAAUGUGUAUCAUUUCACUUGUAAAAAAGAAAAAAAAAGAAACUACACAAGCUUAUGUGGUAGACUUCCGUUAUUAUGAUUGUACAAAAUUUGAAAAGACGUAGAUCUAAUCAUGUUAUCUUUAUUGAAAAAAAUAAAUGGCUAGAAGAACAAAA
Pogona vitticeps (central bearded dragon) is the source of this 5310-nucleotide messenger RNA. It is a transcript of the gene AP2A2, whose product is annotated as adaptor related protein complex 2 subunit alpha 2. The record is from RefSeq and is a predicted model, not a curated record. Gene Ontology annotation, cellular component: AP-2 adaptor complex; membrane coat. Gene Ontology annotation, biological process: clathrin-dependent endocytosis; intracellular protein transport. Lineage: Eukaryota; Metazoa; Chordata; Lepidosauria; Squamata; Agamidae. Gene Ontology annotation, molecular function: clathrin-cargo adaptor activity.